Sesamum indicum (sesame) is the source of this 1295-nucleotide messenger RNA. The record is from RefSeq and is a predicted model, not a curated record. NCBI's taxonomy places the organism in Eukaryota, Viridiplantae, Streptophyta, Magnoliopsida, Lamiales, Pedaliaceae.
CGCCAAAGGAUCACAAUAUACUUAGAAAGAUUAUAUAUUGGCUUUGUUCUUCUUCUCUGAGCAAAUUUUAUUUUGAGAAUUGUGACUAAAAUAUGGCACCGAUCAAUGAUCAGGAACAGGGCGCUGGAUUUUUCACUUCGUUUGCUUCGACCCUUUCCAGUUUUGGCAACGCCAUGUCCAAAUCCGUUAAUGGCUUGCUAGGUUACCAAGGACUUGAAAUCAUAAAUCCUGAUGGAGGCACUGAGGACACUGAGGUUGAAGCUCAAAAAGGAAGAUGGAAGCCGGAGGAUCGGGACAGUUAUUGGAGAAUGAUGCAAAACUAUAUUGGCUCUGAUGUCACGUCAAUGGUGACACUUCCGGUUCUCAUCUUCGAGCCUAUGACAAUGCUUCAGAAAAUGGCAGAGUUGAUGGAAUACUCGUAUCUAUUGGACUUGGCUGAUGAAUGCGAGGAUCCACACAUGAGAUUAGUGUAUGCUGCCGCUUGGUUUGUGUCUUUAUAUUUUGCGCUCCAGAGAACAUGGAAGCCGUUUAAUCCAAUUCUUGGUGAGACAUAUGAGAUGGUCAACCAUGGUGGCAUUACAUUUAUUGCAGAGCAGGUUAGUCAUCAUCCUCCAAUGAGUGCAGCUCAUGCAGAAAACGAACAUUUUGUUUAUGAUAUUACUUCGAAGUUGAAAACCAAAUUUUUGGGGAACUCAAUUGAUAUAUACCCUGUUGGAAGGACAAGGCUGACUCUCAAAAGAGCUGGUGUGGUAUUAGAUUUGGUUCCUCCUCCCUCAAAAGCUAAUAACAUUAUAUUUGGACGAACUUGGGUUGAUUCACCCGGUGACAUGAUCUUGACAAACCUCACCACAGGAGACAAGGUUGUUCUGUAUUUCCAACCUUGUGGAUGGUUCGGUGCUGGUCGUUAUGAAGUGGAUGGAUACAUAUAUAAUGCUACGGAAGAACCUAAAUAUUUGAUGACUGGGAAGUGGAAUGAGUUUAUGAGUUACCAGCCUUGUGACGCUGAAGGAGAACCAGAGCCUGGCUCUGAACUUAAAGAGGUUUGGAGGGCUGCUGAUGCCCCCAAGAACGAUAAAUUUCAGUAUACGCAUUUUGCACACAAAAUAAACAGCUUCGACACUGCACCUAAGAAGCUACUGCCAUCAGAUUCUCGUUUGCGUCCAGACCGUUUGGCACUUGAGCAUGCGGACCUGUCCAAAGCUGGUCUGGAGAAAACCAGGUCCCUAUGUAGGGUGUAACCCUCCAGUGGUAUUUCCUUCAAAUAUAUCCUAUCAACUAUUACACACGAUGGAGUA